AUGUUUGUUAGUGACAAGGACAAGUUAAACGCCUGGAUUGGUUUGUAUGGAUUUGACUUGAACACUAAAAUACUGGUUGAGUGGUUUAUCCAUGUGAAUCCACGAUAUCUCGAAAAGAAUGCCACAUCAGCUGAGUCAGUACAACCAAGUGGCGAGUCUACUGUGUAA
Plasmopara halstedii is the source of this 168-nucleotide messenger RNA. RefSeq lists its product as uncharacterized. NCBI's taxonomy places the organism in Eukaryota, Oomycota, Peronosporomycetes, Peronosporales, Peronosporaceae. The record is from RefSeq and is a predicted model, not a curated record. The transcript has 2 exons. Bases 1 to 168 code for a protein of 55 amino acids.